UUACCACGUGGAUAAAAAUUUAUGACAGCUGCCUCAAAUUAUUCCUACUAAUAAUACAAUGUUUAAGUUAAUAUGACUGCAUUUAAUCUGUAUCUAUGGCUGUUUAAAUUAUAUUUGUAUCUAUAAAGUGGGAGAAAAAUAUAUAAAUGACAAGACUGGAAAAGUAGCUGAAAGACUUGAAUAAAAUUUCUAAGGUUUAUAGUGUACGGUAGUGUGGACGUGUGAAGCAGGUGCGAAGCGGUCUCAUGUGAUACACUGUGCACUGAGGCAAGGACGAAGAAGGCGGAAAAAAGGAAGUGAAGGACCCUCGGUGGAAUUUCUUCAGCCAACUUUGCGAAACGAUGAAAAUGGGAACGUGUGGGUUCGCAGUAUGGAUGCUUCUUAUCUGUUUUAUCGGUGAUGUGCGACCACAAUACAGAGAUAAGAAUAUAAGCACGGCGGAGACAGACGCGGUACAGGCACUCUUGGCUCGGUAUCUUCAGCGUCGCCUUCAGGGCUCUCAGCUAUCAACGCCGCCACCGCCGUCAGUCCUCUUCAGUAACAACCAUCGGACCCGCGUCCGACAGGCCACCCAGCAGAGGAGCCUGACUGGUAAUACUCUGUCACGAAAUGUCAGCGACAAGGACGGGGAUCAGAGCCCCGUCCCUGAGGAUUACGAUGAUUACGAAGAUGACCUUGAGGGCUACGAGGACAGCGAGAGGAGCAGAACCAGAUUUAAUCUUCUGGCUGACGACUGUCCAAAUUGUGUGGACGAGCAUAGCGGCAGCUUAGCGGCUUCAAGAUGGACGAUGCCCCUGCUGAAACUGGGCGAGAAGAGGUACUAUCUGGGGAUCUUCUUCAAGGCAAAUUGGUACAGAGCUUCGCAAUAUUGUCGUUAUCACGGGAUGCAUCUGGCAAGUAUAGCUUCACAGGAAGAGAACGAUAGGCUUGAGAAGCAUAUCAAGGACUUCGGUCUCGGUCAUGAACACUUUUGGACGUCUGGUACUGAUCAGGCUGAGGAAGGAACCUUUUUCUGGAUGGCUAAUGGCAGGCCGAUCACGUUCGAGAAUUGGAAUGUCGGCGAACCAAAUAAUUUCCGAUAUGAGAAUGGCGAAGAGGAACAUUGCCUGGAGCUCUGGAACAGGGACGGCAAAGGUCUCAAAUGGAACGACAGCCCCUGCAGCUUCGAGACUUUCUUCGUCUGUGAAGUACAAUGAGUUUGUGUGAUAGGCAAGGGACGGGAAGGACUAUACCAUGCGAGGGAACAUUCCCGCGACACUCGUAGCGUAUCUUUUAGAUGAUCCUCGAGAAAGCUGCGUGUAACAUUCUCGUUGGUCAUCCGUUUGUUUUUACGGACUUAGUAAGAGAAAGAGAGAGAGGGAGAGAGAGAGAGAAAGAGAAAAAUUUGAAAUGUGACAUGUGCGCUCGGACUGAAAACUACGUGCGAUUAGCCAGUCGCUACCGUUGUCACGUUCGCGCAUCCGACAUUUACGUGUGCGCGAAAUGACAUCCAGUUGAGUCAGUUCUUUUCGUAAAAGUAUCACCAGGCGACAGACCAUGCGUCGGAUAAAUCCGCAGUGUCGGACGAUAAAAACGAUUCGCUCAUCUUUUGUACAGAAGCGAUUCUUUGGAGGGAUGCUGGAUUACAUGCAGUGUACUCCGAAGUUCUUGCGUAUUUUUAAAAGAUCUUUUAUUUUAAAUUUAAAAGCAAAUAUAUAAUUAUUAUAUAUAUUUUUAUUGUUUUAGUUAAAAAAAAAGAAAAAAUGUUAGAUUAAUUUUUUGUAUUUUUAUAUAUUCCAGUGGAUAAAUUUAUAUACUGCUGUUUGUGUUUGUAAGAACAAAGUAUUUUAUCAACGGAUUAAGAUUUACAAUUAGAUGACUAUCAAUAUACUUGUCCAUGUUUUUCAGAUAUAAUGAUAAUGCUGCUUAUAAAGUUCUUUCAAGUCAGCGAUGUACGUAUUGCAUAUCAACGCGUAAAACCUUCAUUGCAAUCGAUGGAUCGAUUAAUUAACAUAAUUUAAUGAUUUAGAUAUUGUUUUUCUAUUAAAUUUAAAUAAAUAAAAAUUAUAAAAUAGAUAAAUAUAAAUGUAUUACUGUUAUAAAUUAUAUUCUUGUGUUUGUUUUAAUUAUGAAUGCUAAUUACUCUUAUGUUAUGAUUUAUUUAUUCAAGACGACCGAUUCUUGUUUCUAUUCUUCGAUUAUACAGCGAAUCUGAAAGUUUUUGACGCUUGGUGAUACACUAUUAAAAAAAUAAGGAACACUUUUUGUUAUGAAUCUUGAAUUUUUCGAGAGAAAUUUUUUUAUCGAACUGCAGAAUGUUAAAAUUACGUAAUUUUAAGGAACAAAACAAUGUGUUCUUUUUUAAAGAAUAGAACAAGAAAAAUAAAAAGACUUUAAAAAACCACUGAUAGCGUGUUAAAAUUGAAACUUCAAAAUGCUUUUUUAAUUUUUUAUCUACAAUGAUUUCUUGUCGAGUUUCAGCGAUUCGAAGAUAGCCAAAUUUUUAAGAUAUGAAAAGUAUUCCCUAUUUUUUUUUCUUUUUAAGUACUGUAUAUUGAUUAAUCAAUUCUUCAAUAAAAUAUAGAUUAAUUACCACAUAUAAAUGUUAACUACAUCAUAAUCUUUAGAUGAAUUACGAGUAAUAAACGUGUACGAAAAAUUAUUUGGAUCGUGCAUAUAUUGUUGCAAAUAUAUCUUUAAUAUUGAAUCAAAAAUUAGAUAAUUAUUUAGCGAUUAAGAUAAUGAUUCACCGAUUUAUGCACGAAAUAGUUAAACCGAGUAGUUUCUUUCGGUAUCUGCUAAUUUCACGAGUCUAUGCGACUCUUCACUAAGUUUUAAAUUUUUUUGUUACUUAUACCAACAUUAUAAAUAACAUAUGUGUAUGUAUAUAAAUAUGCGAAUUUGUAUAUAUUUAAGCCAGAAUAGAUAGUGAUUUGCUGCUAGUAUAAUAUUAAUAUUAGCACGAAUAAACCAAAAGAUUCUAGUAAUGCUGCUAGUAAUAAUGCAUUCUGAUAUUGAAAACUGCAGCCCUUCGAAUACUUAUUAUAUGUACAUUGAGAUUUCUUUGCAAAACAUAUUU
Messenger RNA from Cataglyphis hispanica, 3058 nucleotides. RefSeq names its product low affinity immunoglobulin epsilon Fc receptor-like. The transcript has 7 exons. Gene Ontology annotation, biological process: biological process involved in interspecies interaction between organisms. Gene Ontology annotation, molecular function: carbohydrate binding. The coding region runs from base 342 to 1196 and encodes 284 amino acids. Gene Ontology annotation, cellular component: external side of plasma membrane. NCBI's taxonomy places the organism in Eukaryota, Metazoa, Arthropoda, Insecta, Hymenoptera, Formicidae. The record is from RefSeq and is a predicted model, not a curated record.